Chlamydomonas reinhardtii is the source of this 3813-nucleotide messenger RNA. RefSeq lists its product as uncharacterized. Lineage: Eukaryota; Viridiplantae; Chlorophyta; Chlorophyceae; Chlamydomonadales; Chlamydomonadaceae. Gene Ontology annotation, biological process: non-motile cilium assembly. The transcript has 6 exons. Gene Ontology annotation, cellular component: ciliary transition zone. The record is from RefSeq and is a predicted model, not a curated record. Bases 321 to 2570 code for a protein of 749 amino acids.
GCUACCAUAGCGCAAUGCAAGCAUCUGCGCGCAGCAGCAAGAGAUCGGGGCGAGGAGCAGCAGCGGCAGCAGCAGCGGGCCCCACCCUGCUCCAGCGCGGCUGCAGAUGUAAAUUUGCCGCUGCCCUCGUGGGCCUUCAGCCGCAGGAGGAGUAUUGCUCACUAAAUCUCACAUCAGAUUACAGGAGUUGGACUGUGAUCCGUGACAGCUUGGGCGGCAAGCUGGACGCCUCCGCCUUGCCCGAGAAACCGCCAUACGGCACCGCCUGCAGGCCUGCAUCCCGCCAGGGCCUUUCAUGGUGGCCAUUGUCAAACAGGUGCAUGACGCGGUUGCAGGCUCAGUUCAACCGCAAUGGCUCCAAUUACUUCGAGAAGGCGGAGGGGGAUCAACAUGAGAAGAAGGCUGGCGCGUGGAGUGAGGACAAGACCAUUCCCAUCCCACCGCCAGCCCUGUCAGCGGAGAUGGAGGCAGAGCUGCGGCGGGUCCACGCUGAAGAGGAGGCAGCUCAGGCGCGGGCAGACAAGGCCCGCGCUGAAGGGGAGGCAGCCCAGGCGGGCAGCAGCCACACCAGCAUCGGCGAGCGGCCACCCAGCAGCAGCGCGGCGGCACUAGCAGCAGUGGCCACUGCAGCACCGCCUUUGGAGCAGCCGGGGCCAUCACGCAAACGUGAGCGAGAGCCAACAGCGGAUGAGCAGGACGACUUGAAGUACUACCAGUUCAAGGGCAUGUGGAGGGACCUAGACACUCCGCACAAGAGGCGGUUUGUCACGUGCGUCAUGGGCGCAGGGAGCCCGAUGGAGAAGCUGGCUCCCUCCCCGCCGCCGCCGCCGCCGCCGCUGCAACCCCAGCCACCCCAGCCGCCCCAGCUGCCCCAGCCGCAGCAGCAGCCAAAGCAGCCGCAGCAGCCACCGACACAGCACGAACCACAACCUACAGAGGCCAGUGGCGGUGGUGGCUGCAGCGGCAUUACUGGUGCCGCACCAGCAGCAGCCACGGCGCCCUCGUGCGGCAGCGGCAGGGGCAGCAGCCGGCCUGAGCCAGGUGGUGGUGGUGGGCCCCCACCCCACACACCCUUCGUUCCCAGCAGGCUGGGGUCGGGAGGCAGUGUGUCGCCUGAGGCGCUGGCGGCGUCGGCUGGGGUCAGUAGCAGGUGUGCGGGUGGCUCGCUGCGGUGCAGCGGCAGUGCCACUAACUUGCUGCAGACUCAGCAGCAGGGGCUUGGUGUGGCUGCUGGGUUUGCAGCAGCAGGGGGGAACCCGAUGGCGGCGGGGCUUCAUGGCUCCCAGCCCCUAUCCCCAGGGCUGUCGCAGCAGGCGCCGCCACAGCAGCGGGAAGAGGAGGGGGAGGAGGAGGCGUCGGGUGGGGAGGGUAAGGAGGAGGGAGGGAGUGGUGAUGAGGCGGCGGCGUGCCUACCACCACCACAGGUGCUGCUGCCGCCGCCACCGCUGCCUCUGGACCCCAGCAGCCAGCUGUUCGAGGGUAGCAUGUCCCAGGCAGAGGUUGCUGACGCAGCCGAUGUGUUCUACGACCUGAAGCACGAGGCAGCAGCAGCAGAGGAGGAGGAGGAGGAGGAGGAGGCAGCGGCGGAGGAGGGGGGCACGGCAGCCACGGAGGCCACGGAGGAGGGUGGGGAGACCACAGCAGCGGCAGCAGCAGCAGCAGCAGCGCCGGGUGCUGUUGAGCCUUCGUUCCCUCGGCUGGUUGAGUCUCAGCACAUCGACGCCGCCCUGAACCCUGGGGAAAACAACGUCGGUGGCGGCGAGACCAUCACUGGGACGGGCUUCUACGGCACCAUCAACGCUGCCUGCACCAUGCAGAUCUUCUUGGUGCUGUUCGGCAUCCUGAGCGGCGCCUUUGCCUGGCCUGUGAUGUUUGAUGCUGGUGUGGGCCUGGGCAGGCCACUGGUGGCGGCCUUCACUCGGGGCCUGUGCGCAUACGCGUACGGCAACGACUCCUGCCCGUCCAGGGUGGACAAGGCCAUCAAGUUCAUGCGCAUGUUCGUGGAGUUCAUCAAGAGCAAGGGCGUGAAUGUGACUGCCCAGUUCCUGGCGCGGCGACCUGCUGUCUUCGCCAUGACAAUGGAGGACAUGGCCAAGGUACCCCAAGGCCUGGAGGGCGUCACGCACGUGUUCACGUUCUGGCAGGGCAUCCCCGCCUCAGCAAAGGAUGCGCUGGGGGCCAUGUUUGCGGCCUCGUCCACAACCGUGGGCAUUGCGGUCGUGGACAAAGGAGCAGGAGUGCUCAUGGAGCGGCAGCUAGGACAGCACGGGUUUGGGCCACUGGAGCUGGUGAAGCAGUUUGCUGUGCGCAUGUACGGCAGCAACUCCCAGAAGCAAGUGUGGGUGUUCAAGAAGCCCGGCGCAGUGUACAGGGAGCUGCCGGAGGAGAAGCUGGUGGACUACGCCCCCUACGUCCACCAGCCGCACCUGCCCGUCCCCCCGCGCAUUGAGUGGAUGCACGCGCUGUACCAGGCGGCGCUGGCGGAGGAGGCGCGGAAGUAUAAGCUGUCUGUCGCAGAGGGCAAGGGAGAGAGGGACAGGAGGCCGCCCCAGAGGUUUGGCUUCUCGUAGCGAGCGAGCAAGAUGUUCUGUAGCAGCAGAGAAGGAGGAGGAGGCAGGCAGGCAGGAAGGGAGUGGAGUGGAGUUGAGGCGGAGGCAGCGGCAGAGGCAGCGGCAGAGGCAGAGGCAGAGGCGUGUGUGCCCACAUUCAUUCAUGAUGCAUUGCAAAGUGUCAAGAACAUACUGUGCCUAUGAUUAAGCAUUUUGAUUAUGAAGUAAUGAAGGGUUUGCGCGGGCGCGGGGCGGUAGAAGCGAUGAGGGAAGAGGCGUGCGAGGGCAUGCGGCCGCGCCGGGGGGGGGAGAGCAGGAGGGGAGAGGGGGACGGCGAAGUCCGGAGCGAGUUCGCUAAGUCAGUGCAGUGUUUACCUGGUGACUCGAUGCAAAUAUAUAAUACAACUGAUCAUUUAAACAUGUAAUUUAUCAGCUGACGCCUCAUGCUGGUGUAGUAUAGCAAUUCUGGGCUGGGGGCGGGGUCUCCGCUGCGCGUCUGUGCUGCGUUCCGGUGGCCUGGGUGCGGGCGCUUUCCAAGGGGUGAAUACACAUUCCCAAAAUGGGGUGAAAUUUCUGUACUACAAACGGUUACAAGCGCGGGCGCCAGUGCAAACAAUAGAUUUCUUUGAGAAAUGCAGGGCUGGCUUGGCCGGGGGUUGAGUUCACAGGUGGGGCCCCCGCCCGGUGCGUCCGACCGCGGGCGCGCCUUUUCUCUCGCGCGCGGCGCAUCGCACUAAGACUUGGUUUUGCAAGCCGCCCCACCCUGGACACCUGUCUUUAGAUACUACAUACUACUUUGCUUGCAAGUACAUAACCGCUUUGCUAGCAACCAUACCGUGGUAGUAUGCGCGGCGCCGAUGGCCCAACACCGUUGUUCCCACCCGGCGUUUCCAGGCCCUGUUCUUGUUCUCUAUCCCUUAUAUUUAGCUUCUUAGCAUAUUGUCAGUGCUGCUUCUGCGAGGAGUCUGUGCGCUGAGGGCUUCAAGGCUAUCUUUGUUGCGCCUGCCGGCCACGCCCGGGCGCCUACUGGGAUACUAUGCUGGGCCUUGUCGAGUGAAUCCCAGCGAGAAGAAACAACUACUCGUUGACCGUCGGCUUCUCCAUCGCCGGGAUUUUUCAUACGUCGUCGCUUUAACCUGCGGAUCUCCGCCCCACCACGCGCUGCCCCCCAAACUACAGUACUCGUAACGCCACGUAUAGCACACAGCUGGUUGUGUAGCAACGUGUCGUCAACAGCCAGCCAGGGAGGAGGAGGAGGAGGAGG